GACACUGUCACACCUCCCACACUCCAUGACAGCGCCGGCACUGGCAGUGCCAUGGCAGCCGCGACAGCCGGCACAGGGUCCCGGUCCCUCGGUGCCGGGGGCUCCUCCCGGGGGUCCCACCUUCCCCGCCGUCGGCAGCUUCACCCACCGGGAUUUCUAUCCGUCCUUCCCAAGGGCACAGACACUAGCAGCCCCAUUGUGACCCUUCAGGAUGUGCCUAAAGAUCUUAAGGGAUCGCCUCCCUCCAUUGGAUACAAACCAAAGACCACCAGAAUCAUCACCAACGACCUGAUCCGGGACCUCGUCAUCCCCCAGGAGAAGCCUCAACCGUGUCUCAUCAUUGGAGAAAAGGAAUAUGAGAGGAUCAAGGAAUCAGCUCAAGCCCCAACUGAUGCGGAGCGUUGGGACAGGCUGAAGACCCUGAAAGCCAGACAGGACGCUGCUUUCGAAGCCCUGAAAAAGGCCCAGAUGGAGGAGCAGAGAAAGGCAGAACUGGAGGAUGAGAGAGACUAUCGGAGACAUGUGGAGGAGGAGGAGCUGCAGCAAGAGGAGCAGAAGCUGCUGCAGCGGGCGAUGAGGAUGAGGCUGGAGUGGGAGGAAGAGAUGCAGGAACUGAACACGCUGUUAUUCAAUGCCAAGUGCAACAUGAUCUGGGACAAGCAAGUCCUGGAGAAGCGGAUGAUCCACAAGGAACUGGUGGAGGAGGAGAAGCGCCUGGACAAGAUGUUGGAAAUGGAGCGGGAGAAGGGCUUGGAGGUGCAGGAGGAGCUGGAGCGCUGCAGGAAGCGGGAGCUGAUCAGAGCCAGGCAGCACAUUGUGAAGCAGAUGGAGCAGAAUGCAGAGGAGCGAGCGCUGAGGGCUGAGGAGCUGUACCAGGAGGGCCAGAGGCAGCUGGAGCGUCUGGAGCAGAUGAAGAGGGAGGAUCGGAAGGCCUGGGAGCAGAAACAGCAGCGACUAAAACAAAUCCAUGAGGAGAUUAAACAUUUCAAUGUGGAGAGCCAGAGGCUGAAGGAUAAACAGUGGGAGCAGGAGAGGCUGGAGGACGAGCGGGUGCUGGAGCAUCAGAGGCAGAAGGCUGAGCGUGAGGCUGCUUUGGAGGCAGAGCAGGAACAACUGUGCCUGGAGAAGGAGAAGGAGCUGGCCCGGCUCAGGGCCACGCAAAAGCAGGCCCAGGACUGGCAGGCAGAGCGGGAUGCUCUGAAGGCCAAGAGGAACCAAGAGGCUGCAGACAGGGAAUGGCGGCGGCGGGAGACAGAGAAGACACAGAGGAAGGCUGAGAUGCAGCAGCAGCUGAGGCAGGACUGGCUGCAGCAGGUGGCCCAGAAGGAGCAGCACUUGGCCAUGCAGAUGGAGCAGGACCGCCAGGAAUUCCAGAGGGUGCUCAGGGCCCACCAGGAGCAGCUGGAGCAGGAGAAGCUGCAGGAGGAGCAGAGGGAGCUCCGGCAGCGCGCCCAUGCCGAAGAUGUGCGGCGGCAGAUCCAGGAGCUGCGGCAGCAGCGGCAGCGCGAGCGGGCGGCCGGCGCUGAGGAGGGCCGGCAGCAGGAGCAGGAGAUCCGGCAGCGCAGCCAGCGCCUCGCCCAGCUCAGGCAGCAGAAGCUGCAGGAGUUCAGAGCCACUGGAAUGCCUGAAAAGUACUGUGCCCAGGUGGAGCGCAAAGCCUAGAGCCGAGCCAGCGCAGACCCCUCCUAGGCCCAGCCCCACAAGGAACCAGCUGCAAUUCCCCAGAGAUUUGGGGUUCCAUUUGCAUUGCCUAAA
Ficedula albicollis (Collared flycatcher) is the source of this 1755-nucleotide messenger RNA. Its product is annotated as cilia- and flagella-associated protein 45-like. The record is from RefSeq and is a predicted model, not a curated record. The transcript has 11 exons. Bases 52 to 1662 code for a protein of 536 amino acids. NCBI's taxonomy places the organism in Eukaryota, Metazoa, Chordata, Aves, Passeriformes, Muscicapidae.